UUUUAGUUCAAUCUUUUUUUUCUUAAUAAAAAAAAAUAUACAUAUGAAAGAUUUCAUAACAAUUUGACACUGAUGUAGCAACUGGUGUUGUAUUAAAUGUUGCAAAUACCUUUAUAAAGUACGUCUUCUAGUACAGAAGAUAUGGUACAUAAUCUGGUGGCCAGACUGGGCGAAGGUGGCUGGGUUUCUCGGAGGAUUUGCCAUGGGGCAGUUGUAUAAUGACUACUUGUUGGAUCAGAUACCUUUCCCGCAUUAUUUGGGAAUCAUUCAGUCUAUAGCGCUAAGCUUAAUCUUAGCUAUAGGCAAUGCGAGUUGCAGGCAACUAAGGUGCAUAUCUAUGCUGGCUAUUCCCAUGUACUGUGGCAAGCCGGGGCGAGGCGUGCUGAAGGCGGUUGUACUCACUUAUGUUAUUGCAGGUCCGAUCACGAACCUGGGUCUGAACGCGCGGGAGGUGGUGCGAGUAUUCUCCUGCAGUACCCAGCUGUCCUAUAACCUGUCCAUGGCCAAGUUCGCUCUGAUGGAGGCGCCUUUCCAGAGCGCCAUCGUUUCUAUGAAAGACGACAUUGUACCUGUUAAAGACGCUUUUAGGUCUAUAGCAGUCGUGGCGGCCCCGAUCGAGGCAGAGAUGUUGGAUAUGAGGGAACUGAGGACUAGUCGAGAGGUGAACGAUUACAUCGACGAUAUGUUUGCCAACGUUCACCGGUCUGAUGCCAUUGAGAAGAAAUAUAAAACACACCCAAACGACUCAAAGGAGCAGAAAUUCCGGAAGAAUUACAUGAAGAAGCUGGAAUACCGGUGUAACGACCAGCUGACCAUCGCCGUGGCGGUGUGUAUGAACGCGUUCAGAGCGGCCUUCGACCACUGUUCAUACGUCAUCCCGCGGUACGCCGCGUGGACGCUCUGCUGGCCCAUGAAACUGACCUACAUAUGCAACAUCCUGUACAUCAUUGCUGGGCCUAGCGUCUGCGAUAGUAGUAAAGAGGUGGACCCAGGUCUUGGCGAAGGAUUCCUUUACCUAGAAAAAGCAAAACGCGAACUGACAAAAAGCUUCAAAGACGUCCAACUGCAGUAUAAAGUUAAUGAGGUUCACGAAUUGGCCGACAUUCAGGAUGCAAAAGAAACAGGCGACCGGGUAAUGCAUGCGUUCGAAGAGAAGCAUAUAAUAAUGCAACACGUAAUCAUAGCAGUGAACGUGUGCGUGGCUCUCCUGUUCAUCCGCAUUCUAGUGUCCGCAGGGACCUACCACGACCGCUACCUUACCAGGAUAGACCACGAUAAUGUCUACAUCACUAGCUAUUUCAAGAGGAUCGAUCUUAAAAGGCAUCUGAAGAAUAAAUUUAGGCUAUUGCCUUUGAAAAAGAUGGAAAGAAGCAGGUACGUGGACGUGCACUCGCUGGCGUACACAGCGGAGCGCAACAAGAUAGUGACGCAGGUGCUCAAGGUGAUGCUGGAGAUGGUGACGGCGACGACGUUCGUAAUGCUCGACCGGCUGUUCUACGAGGCGCUGGACGUCGUCAGGCAGCACGCUGAGGUGCAAGUCACUCAGCACGGGGACCACGACUUGGAGAUACAGGUGGAAGGCAAGGGCUUGCUAGCAGGUGCAGUGCGCAUGAUCCUCGCGGGGCUCAACACGCACCGGCGCGUGCGUCGCUCCGUCACCAACGCCGCCUGCCUGCCGCACCCGCGAUCCAUGCCCACCACAUACUUCCUCAAGAUCUACGGCGGGUAUCUCUGGAUACUGCUGCUCCUGUACAUCAACCCGUAUACUCUGAGGUUGAGGAGACUAGUCUGCAGCUGGUUCUACCCUCGCCGCGAGAAGCAACGUGUCCUGCACCUCUACAACGAUAUCCUGAAGAAACGCGUCAAGAUUCAGAAGACUGUGCGCAGAAAGGCCGUGCAAGCGAUUCGCGCACACUACUUGUCAGGGGAGAACCUACUCAGCUUGCGGAUCAAGUUUCCGCAAGUGCUCGGCUGGCUGCGCGUCUUCCCCGCCGCGCGGAUGACGUGUCUUAUCUGCGGGCAGACCCAGCCCAGGAAUGCUAGCCAAAAAGGUUGGCAUUCGUGUAUGCUGACGAAGUGUCCGUUCGUAUACUGCGAGGAGUGCUGGCCCGAGGUCGGUAGACUGUGCCUAGCCUGUGACCCCAGCUUGGCCGAACUCAGUGACGUAGACUCGCUCAGCGAGGAUGACCAGGUGCGGUAUUGAUGGGCAAGAAGGAACUAUUGCGCACCACCCUAAUCACAAGGUGUCAAGAAUGAGUCAUGUUCAACCACCCUAAUGGCAAUGCGUUAAGACGGAACCAUGUUGCACCACCUUAAUCACAAGGUGUCAAGAAUGACCCAUGUUGAACCACCCAACCAAUGUAUUAAGAAGGGACCAUGUCGCACCAUCCUAAUCAAAAGGUGUCCAGAAGGAACCAUGGCUCACCUCUGCAGCUCCAAGGUGUCAAGGAAAAUCCUAUGGUAGCCAAAGAGAUGAAUUGAUGAACAUCCAA
Pectinophora gossypiella (pink bollworm) is the source of this 2492-nucleotide messenger RNA. It is a transcript of the gene snky, whose product is annotated as protein sneaky. The transcript has 14 exons. NCBI's taxonomy places the organism in Eukaryota, Metazoa, Arthropoda, Insecta, Lepidoptera, Gelechiidae. The record is from RefSeq and is a predicted model, not a curated record. Bases 203 to 2203 code for a protein of 666 amino acids. Gene Ontology annotation, cellular component: membrane.